This is a messenger RNA of Copidosoma floridanum, 961 nucleotides long. RefSeq names its product putative gamma-glutamylcyclotransferase CG2811. Gene Ontology annotation, molecular function: gamma-glutamylaminecyclotransferase activity. Lineage: Eukaryota; Metazoa; Arthropoda; Insecta; Hymenoptera; Encyrtidae. The record is from RefSeq and is a predicted model, not a curated record. Gene Ontology annotation, cellular component: cytosol.
GCCCGUCGAGAAAAGAAUUAAUUUAUACAAGAGAGAUUUGAGAACGCGUCGAUUAAAUAAAUCACGUGACGCGAAUAAAUCAAUCUGAACCUCGAACCGGCACGUAUAUAAAUAUAGACCUUUGAUAGGCCGCAACAUAUACACUUUAACGCCUGCUCCUCCCACACUGUCAGUUGUUUGUCACUCGUCGUGUGGCCAACAUGUACGAAAAUCUGUUCAAGAGCCCGUUGCAGCGAGUAUUUGUUUACGGCACAUUGAAACGCGGCGAGCCGAAUCAUAGUUUAUUGACCAGUGCGGAAAAGGGUUACUCAAAGUUUUUGGGCCUCGGAAAAACGCUGCUCAAGUAUCCUUUGGUUAUCGCUACGAAGUACAACAUUCCGUUUCUGCUGAAGAGGCCGGGAGUCGGUAAUCAAAUAAUUGGAGAAGUUUAUGAUGUGGACUCAAAGAUGUUGAAGAGCUUGGACGAAUUGGAAGAACACCCGAAUUUUUACGUUCGAACUGAGGAAGACGUCUUGCUCGCAUCGGAAAACGGUCUCAAAAAGGGGGCGAAUUUCGAAGAUAUUGGGUCACAAACAAAAGCAUGGAUUUACAUACUGCCUAGUUUUCGUGAAUCACUACUAGAGCUACCCAUGUACUCGUCUUACAGCAACGAAGGAAGUCACGGUCUUAAAUACCACGAAAGGUAUCUGCGAGAUCCAUCUUUUAACCAUCGAUGUGAAGUGUCGGCAUCAAUAUAAUUUUCAAUUUUAAAAAUCUCAAUCAAAUUCGCACAAAAAUUCAGUGUCGUUUUUCUUAUUCAAGUAAUGAAACUCAUCAAUCGUAAUCAUAAACCAAACAUUGCUUGAGUUAUUAAAUACAUUUUUUUUAGUGAUUCUGAAUAUGUGAAACCUGAGGAUGUACAAUAAGACAGAAACAAAAAAUACUGAACAAGAACGUUUUAAUGUAAAAUAUUGGGUUGUAA